Corylus avellana is the source of this 608-nucleotide messenger RNA. RefSeq names its product centroradiali (gene ATC). The record is from RefSeq and is a predicted model, not a curated record. Gene Ontology annotation, biological process: vegetative to reproductive phase transition of meristem; negative regulation of flower development. NCBI's taxonomy places the organism in Eukaryota, Viridiplantae, Streptophyta, Magnoliopsida, Fagales, Betulaceae. Gene Ontology annotation, cellular component: cytoplasm; nucleus.
UUUAUUAUUGCAUCUCACCACUCUCUCCCUUUUCUUUCAUGGCAAAGAUGUCAGAUCCUCUUGUCGUUGGGAGAGUGAUCGGAGAUGUUGUAGAAUCUUUCUCUCCAACUGUGAAAAUGACUGUGACUUACAACUGCAACAAGCAAGUAUAUAAUGGUCAUGAGCUUUUUCCUUCUGCAGUAACCAUGAAACCUAAGGUUGAUGUCCAUGGUGGUGAUAUGAGAUCAUUUUUCACACUGAUCAUGACAGACCCAGAUGUUCCUGGUCCUAGUGAUCCAUACCUGCGGGAGCACUUACACUGGAUAGUGACAGAUAUCCCGGGCACAACAAACGCUACUUUUGGAAGGGAGGUGGUGAACUAUGAAAUGCCAAGGCCAAACAUAGGGAUUCACAGGUUUGUGUUCCUCCUAUUCAAGCAGAAGCGCAGGCAGACAGGGAUCACUAUCCCUCCUCCAAGGGAUCUUUUUAACACCAGAAAAUUUGCAGAAGAAAAUGAACUUGGCCUUCCCGUGGCUGCUGUGUUCUUCAAUGCCCAAAGGGAAACAGCUGCAAGAAGACGUUGAAAACUAGUACAAAAAAAAAAACCAGCAAGCCUGCCUGGAGCACAG